AUGGAUGUGGAGUUGGUGAAAGGGCUGUUGGAAGCCAUCCGAAAUGCAAUGGUUUCAAAUAAGCGGCACGACGACGUAGCGGUGCCAAUUAUUGAUCCGGACAAAAGCAACUACGGAGCAGCUGCCUGGUGCGAAAGCUUCGAUAAGUUAGGAGAAGAGUUUAAAUGGAGCAGCUUUGAGAAGUUUGUAAAAGUCGGUAAGGCCCUUCGGGGCUCUGCAUUAUCCUGGUUUGAAACGUGGGAGUCUGACCUUUUAAAUUUUGCACAAAAAAACGAGAACGAAACUCAACAGCAUUAUUAUUUAUUAGGAAACCAGCCCUUCCCCGACAGAGUUGAAUAA
Molecule: messenger RNA, 339 nt
Organism: Parnassius apollo (apollo)
Lineage: Eukaryota; Metazoa; Arthropoda; Insecta; Lepidoptera; Papilionidae
Source: the annotation of a GenBank genome assembly